AUGUUUUCUCCAGUUUUAUUGGACAAGGUAUCAUCAAAGAUGAUAUCCUAGGCAUGAUGGAGCAGUUUGGUUUAAUUGCUAAGUUCUCUGUUUCUCCAAAUAAUGUGAAGUACUUUGUACCAGCUCAGCUGAAGUCAUCACCCGACAAGCUCGUAAAGUUGAAGCCAUCAUCAACUGAUCCAUGUCCAGUGUAUCUUCUCUUCAUGCAUGGCUUUGUCCCACAUGGUCUGUUCUUACACCUUGUCUCACGAUCCAUUCGUUGGUGUGCUGCAACAUGGCCACACAUGCAUCAACCUACCCUGUACCAAAAUGGAGCACGGUUCAUGAUUGGGAAAGGUAUUCAUGAUUUUGUCCUCAUUUGCAAAACAGGAUUCAUCAAGAUAAUAUUGCGACGAAAGAAGCAAAGUUAUCAGGUUGUGGGUCAGAACACAGCUGAAUUAGCAACUUUCGUUCGUGAAUUUCUUGAAGCAACUCUACAGGCUUUGCCUCAGGAACUGCCCUACCUGAGGGGACUGCAGUAUAAGCUGUGUGUUGCUUGUCCAUAUUGUCAUCAAGGGACAGAGGAACCACUUCAACCAUGCUCAGACUACAUCAAAACCACUUGCACACACAAGGACUGCUUUCAUCUUGUUGAUGCAAAUAAGGGUAACCCAACAAUGUGUAGUCGAGAUAUCUGGGAUGAAGAACUCACCAUCAGUGGACUUCAAAAGUGGUUCUCGAGAGGAACAAACCAGGGGUCUUGGUCUUCAAAUGUCACCGCCAAAUCACAGGGUGCAGCAGCUGAAAUUAUUCCAAUUACGUCUAACACAGCACUGAGGGUGACUCUUCUGGGCAGUGAAUGGAGUUCGUCAAUGGGAGGCUUGUCCACCAUAAACAGACAACUUGCCAUUCUGUUGGCCAAACAUCCGCAAGUGGACGUCACACUCCUAGUCCCACAGUUUGCUUGUUCUGAAGAAGAGAGGAGAAUGGCAUCGGGUCACAAUGUAUCCUUGAGGGAGGCACAGAGACGCCCGGGUUAUGCCGACCCCCUUGACUGGCUGAGUGCCCCACCGAGAGAUCUGGCCAUUGACAUAGUACUGGGUCAUGGAGCA
Messenger RNA from Stylophora pistillata, 1091 nucleotides. RefSeq lists its product as uncharacterized. Gene Ontology annotation, molecular function: protein binding. The record is from RefSeq and is a predicted model, not a curated record. Gene Ontology annotation, cellular component: cytoplasm. NCBI's taxonomy places the organism in Eukaryota, Metazoa, Cnidaria, Anthozoa, Scleractinia, Pocilloporidae.